Messenger RNA from Anneissia japonica, 1377 nucleotides. RefSeq names its product 3-mercaptopyruvate sulfurtransferase-like. Gene Ontology annotation, molecular function: thiosulfate-cyanide sulfurtransferase activity. Gene Ontology annotation, biological process: transsulfuration. Lineage: Eukaryota; Metazoa; Echinodermata; Crinoidea; Comatulida; Comatulidae. The transcript has 3 exons. The record is from RefSeq and is a predicted model, not a curated record. Bases 124 to 1011 code for a protein of 295 amino acids. Gene Ontology annotation, cellular component: mitochondrion.
ACCAAUAGGUGGCGCAAUUUUCUGUUUUUUUUUAUGCUUUAUUGAAGCUGAGCCCAAAGUGGAGCUUGAAUCUGACUGCGCUGGUCCUUUCUUUUGGCAACUUUGGCAUUGUUCUUGAGAGGUAUGGCUUCAAAGGUAUCAACUCUUGUGUCAACAAAAUGGCUGUUUGAACAGAUAUCAAGAGGCAUGAAUAAUAAUCUACAAGUUUUGGACUCUUCUUGGUAUCUACCAAAAGCUAAACGUGAUCCUUUGAAGGAGUACAAAGAGAGGCACAUACCUGGUUCCCUGUUUUAUGACAUCGAAGAGAACUCCGACAACACGUCGCCAUAUUCUCAUACACUGCCAUCACCAGAUGAGUUCUCAAAGUACAUUGGCAAACUAGGUGUUGGAUCAGAUACUCAUGUCGUAGUCUACGAUGGUAGUGAACAGGCUGGCUUUUUCUCUGCUCCUCGUCUGUGGUUCCUGUUACGAGUGUUUGGACAUCAGCAGGUGUCCGUUCUGAAUGGUGGGCUUCAAAAGUGGAUUAGCGAUGGCUACGAGCUCACAGACAAAAUACCAGAAGUAGACGAAGCACAAUUUCAAGCUAAGUUUCACUCAGAGAAAGUGAAGAGUUUUGAAGAAAUGGAUGCCAACAUAACCGAGAAGAAAUAUCAAGUAAUGGAUGCAAGAUCAAAAGGAAGGUUUGAUGGAACAGCUCCAGAACCAAGAUCAGACUGCAAAUCAGGACAUAUCCCAAAUUCUAUUAGUUUACCAUUUCCCAGCAUCAUUGACAUGGAAAACAAAUGCAUGAGGAGUCCUGAGGAAAUACAAAAGAUUUUUGAUGACAGUGGAAUCGACUUAAGCAAACCGCUUGCAGCCUCAUGUGGUGCAGGGAUCUCAGCAUGCGUGCUAAUUCUUGGGGCGCACAUGGCUGGCAAGGACGACGUGUAUCUGUUCGAUGGUUCAUGGGUCGAAUACUACAAGCGAGCAAAACCAGAAAAUAUUCACACUCUAGAUACACCAUUAGGAUAAAUUUUGGGUUUGAUACGUACAGUUAGAAAAUAUAAACAUUCCAAUUAUGCGAGGCAUGCCAUCCAAAACCAGCGUAAAGUUGCCAAUUGUUGAAAUGAGUAAUUAGCAUAAGAAUAUAGCAGUAUUGUAUACUUUAGUACAGAGAAACCAUAAUACUUUUACUCAUAACUUUGGCAAUAAUAAGUCAGUUCCAGUAAAUGACACAUACCAUAAUUUAUAACGUGGAGAAUAAGAAUAUAUUAAAAAGUAAAUCUUCGUUUUUGGUCAAUGAUGCUGUUUUUUGGAUGGCAAGCCUCAUAUUAAGGAUUCAUAUCAGAUCAUGUCUCCCCAGGGGUCCCAAUUCUCCAAUAAGGCACAGGAAUCUCA